Messenger RNA from Cyphellophora attinorum, 327 nucleotides. Its product is annotated as Mitochondrial import inner membrane translocase subunit tim14. Gene Ontology annotation, biological process: protein import into mitochondrial matrix. Gene Ontology annotation, molecular function: ATPase activator activity. Gene Ontology annotation, cellular component: PAM complex, Tim23 associated import motor. The record is from RefSeq and is a predicted model, not a curated record. Lineage: Eukaryota; Fungi; Ascomycota; Eurotiomycetes; Chaetothyriales; Cyphellophoraceae. The transcript has a single exon. Bases 1 to 327 code for a protein of 108 amino acids.
AUGGCAACAUCAACCCUCGCAAUCGGCCUCGGCAUAGCAGGCGCCGCCUUCCUCGGCCGCGCCGGCGUCGUCGCCUUCCGCCGCUGGCGCAACCCGACCGCAUUCAAUGCCCUCGGCAAGGCCUUCUACAAGGGCGGUUUCGAGCAGAAGAUGACAAAAAAGGAAGCUUCCCUGAUAUUCGAGCUGCCUGAACGAAGUUUGACGAAAGAGAAAUUGCGGAAACGGCAUAGGGAGGUGAUGUUGGCGAAUCAUCCGGAUCGGGGCGGGAGUCCGUAUUUGGCGAGUAAGAUCAAUGAGGCGAAGGAGCUGUUGGAUCGAGGGGGAUGA